ACAUUAUUUGUUGUGGGACAUGCCAUGGCAAUGUGCUUUUGAUGCUCGUGCAUAGAAACUUAGAUGGGAUUAGGCAUCAAUAUAUGGUAGAUUUUUAUUGCAAUUUAUUGCUACCGAUCGUUUCAUCACUAGCUCGUACAAAUAGCCAUGGUCAUGGAGAGAAUAGUAAAAACGGCGGUCGUUCUAAGGAAUAAUUGGAAAAAGUCCGUCUUUGCUUCCCUAUGUGCACUGUAUGGUGGUAACUAUGCUGUUGGAAAAUAUCGGGAAGCAUUGUAUAUGCAUGAGAUAUGUUUGGAAGCAAAGGCUUUUGGAGAUGCUCCUCUCCCAACAACUGCUAAGCCACGCCAUGUGACAGUCAUUUUGAACCCGGCUGCCAAUGAUGGGAAGUGCCGUGCGAUGUUCGACAAAUACUGUGGACCACUGCUCAACCUGGCUGGCCUGAAGGUUGGCAUCAUCAAAACGGAGAAGGAAGGGCAGGCUAAGGACAUCAUGGAGAUAAUGGACAACACAGAUGCAGUGAUUGUGGCUGGCGGCGAUGGCACUGUGGCCGAGGUGGUGACGGGUCUGCUGCGCCGCGCGGACCGCGCCCAGGCCGUACAGCGCCUGCCCCUGGCGCUGAUCCCGCUGGGCGACACGAGCGGCUCGGCGACGGCGCUGCUGCCGCCCGGGGAGGACAGCCCGGCGCGGCGCAUCACGCAGGCCACCAUGGCGCUGGUACGGGACACGGUCCGUCCGCUGGACGCCAUGGAGGUGCAGGCUCUCGAGACGGAGGCGGAGGUUCCGGGCAGGCCGGUGUACCUGCUCUCAAACAUCACCUGGGGCGCCUUCCGCGACGUGCAGGCCCGCGUCAGCAAGUACUGGUACUGGGGCGGCCUCAAGGAACGCAUGGCCUACGUCUUCGCCGUCUUCAAAAACCUCACCUGGAGUUGUAACGGCGACAUGGAGUACACGGCCUACUGCGCCGGCUGCAGCCGCUGUUACGCGGAGCAGAAACAGCAGCAGCAGGAGCGGGCGGCAGCCGAGCAGCAGCAGCAGCAGCAGGCCAGGGCCGGCCGCUGGUGGUCUCGCUUCAUCCCGCAGCCCAAGCCGACAGCGCCGCCGCAGCCCGAAAGCGCCGUGUCUGAGGACUUUUCGUCGGUGGAUAACCCGGACUGCGGCGUGUGGCACCGCAGACCGGUGUCCACCAUCGACUGGAGUCUGCGCACCAGACACGCGGCCGCGGAAGGCGCCGGACCCGGGCUCCAUCUUCGGCUAGGUCCGUCUGAGAUGUCAUCCUCCGAGUUCAUCUCGGAAGGCUGGAGCCGGAUGGGAGGCUCCGAGCCGUCCGGUACUGAGCGGCUGACCGUGGACCAGGUGCGGCUGGUGCCCACUCCGGAGGAGCGGAGCGCCAGUGUCACCGCGCCAACCACUACCGACUCCACCUCCACACCCGCCGAGCCGCCAGCCAACACGCGCUGGUUCGGUUUCGACGGUGAGGAGUUCGAGGUCCGACCGGUACUGAUCCGGCUACUGCCUCGGGCCGUACGCGUCUUCACAGAGAGGGAUACGGAACAGACGGCGCCGGUCCCCAGCUAGCGACCACCCAGGUACUGGGGAGGCGGUGAGCUAGGGUAAUACCGAGUGGGUCCGGGCGUUCUGUGGAUGAGGGUGUGUGGAAAGUGAUAGUGAUUGAUCGGUGAAUAUGUUUGUGCGAGUGGUUCCUGAUGUACAGUGUACUUUGUUAUGCGGAAAUGUUGACCGGCCAUUUCGUAAUUGCCGGGGUGGAUUUCAGACGUUGCGUUGUUGAAAGGACAUUGCCGUAGGGUUGAUUGACACAGACUAUUUUGUAGGCAAUUAUGUGUCUUCAGGAAAAUAAUACAAUACUGCGUUUUAUUGUAAA
Amphibalanus amphitrite is the source of this 1879-nucleotide messenger RNA. It is a transcript of the gene Mulk, whose product is annotated as acylglycerol kinase, mitochondrial-like. Gene Ontology annotation, biological process: ceramide biosynthetic process; protein insertion into mitochondrial inner membrane. The record is from RefSeq and is a predicted model, not a curated record. The transcript has 9 exons. Bases 148 to 1575 code for a protein of 475 amino acids. NCBI's taxonomy places the organism in Eukaryota, Metazoa, Arthropoda, Thecostraca, Balanomorpha, Balanidae. Gene Ontology annotation, cellular component: mitochondrion; TIM22 mitochondrial import inner membrane insertion complex. Gene Ontology annotation, molecular function: ATP-dependent diacylglycerol kinase activity; ceramide kinase activity; acylglycerol kinase activity.